UAAACUAACAUAAGUACCGGUCGUUACACCUCACUCCCUCAACGGAAACAGUUGCUCUGGAGCUGAUAACACUCGAGCUCUCACGAAGCUCCAUCAAUGGAGAUUUUAAACCCCACCACGGCCCCCAAAUCAUGUCUACCCAGAACCCAUUUCCUCAAAGCCCCUCUCCUUCACUGCCCCUUCAAACUCACCACAUUCUCUCCCCACACUUCCCAAAUUCAUAGACGUUCCUUCCGGCAACCACCUCUUUCGUUCUCAGUUACCACCACUUGUGGGCUGAAGACCCCUCAAGACAGCAAGAAGAGCAAGAACAAAAGAAACAACAUAACUAAGCAGAUUAUACUCUCCGAAGGAGGGCCGCCGCCUCUGGUGGAGAAGAGUGGCGACGCCGCCGGAGGCGAGGAAGCUCCGGUGAAGUCAGGGGGUGGGACUGGGGUGAUGGGUUUGGUGAAAAGGUUUCCUAGAAGGGUUCUUUCGGUUCUAUCUUAUCUGCCUUUGGCUAUUGGAGAAAUGUUUGCCAUUGCUGGUCUUAUGGCUCUGGGAACUUUCAUUGAUCAAGGUGAGGCCCCGGAUUUCUAUUUCGAUAAAUACCCUGAAAAUAAUCCGGUGUUGGGAAUUUUCACUUGGAGAUGGGUUCUCACCCUUGGGUUUGACCACAUAUUCACUUCCCCCAUUUUCCUUUCACUAUUGGCUCUCCUUGGUGCAUCGCUAAUGGCCUGCACUUACACUACGCAAAUACCCCUGGUCAAGGUUGCGAGAAGAUGGAACUUUAUGCAAUCUUCUGAGGCCAUCCACAAGCAGGAAUUUUCGGACUCUUUGCCAAGAGCAUCAGUUCAAGAUUUGGGCGUUGUCCUUAUGGGAGCUGGAUAUGAGGUAUUCUUGAAAGGGCCUUCUUUAUAUGCCUUCAAGGGGCUGGCUGGUCGGUUUGCCCCUAUUGGAGUACAUCUAGCAAUGCUGCUAAUAAUGGUAGGUGGAACUCUUAGUGCAAGUGGGAGCUUCAAGGGAACGGUCAUGGUUCCUCAGGGUUUGAAUUUUGUUAUAGGAGAUGUGAUGCGCCCAAUCGGGUUUCUCUCUACUCCAACUGAGUCUUUUAAUACAGAGGUUCAUGUCAACAAAUUCUACAUGAACUACUAUGACAGUGGUGAGGUAUCACAGUUUUACACCGAUCUUUCACUAUUGGACCUUGACGGCAAGGAGGUGCUAAGGAAAACAAUAAGUGUAAAUAACCCUUUAAGGUAUGGAGGGAUCACGAUUUACCAGACAGACUGGAGUAUUUCAGCGCUUCAAGUACUCAAGGAUAACGAAGGACCUUUCAAUUUGGCGAUGGCACCUCUUAAGAUAAAUGGAGACAAGAAGCUUUAUGGGUCCUUCUUACCCAUUGGCAAUGUUAAUGCUCCUAAUGUCAAGGGAAUAUCAAUGCUUGCUCGUGAUCUACAAUCAAUUGUCCUGUAUGAUCAAGAAGGAAAAUUUGCUGGAGUCCGACGACCAAGUUCCAAGCUUCCAAUUGAAAUUGAUGGCAACAAAAUUGUUAUUGUAGAUGCAAUUGGGAGUAGCGGUCUUGACUUGAAGACUGACCCAGGAGUGCCUGUUGUAUAUGCUGGAUUUGGUGCUCUAAUGCUUACUACUUGCAUCAGUUUUCUUUCUCAUUCACAGAUUUGGGCCUUACAAGAUGGAACAGCAGUGAUCGUAGGAGGAAAAACUAACCGAGCAAAGGGAGAAUUUCCCGAGGAGAUGAACCGUUUGCUUGAUCGGGUUCCAGAACUAGUUAACUCAUCUCUUUCCAGGCAAUCAGAUAGCACUGUUGGCUAGUUUCUGAAGCAUCUAAGAUGGAAUAGCUGCUCUCUGACCACUGAAGUCAAAUCCAGAUAUCGCUCCAGUUUAAAAUGAUUGUACAGAACUUCAAACAAAAAGAGAGAAUUCAUUACAAACUUAUGAAUCAUAAUUCUACACAUUGGAGGAGCAGUUGAGCUGCCGUUCUUCAUCCUAAACUUUGUUUUCGAAGCAGAAAUCAACACAUCGGCAGAGCAGUUGACUGUGUUUUUAUAUGUAUACUUACCAGCAUUAUACCAGUGACAGUAUGGUUUCCAGGGCCGGUGCAAAUUCGAAGCUCUUAAGUUGUAAAUAUCUAUUUAUAUUUGUACAGUUGUUUCUCCUACAACUAUCGAAGUUACGAUACACAUUGUAACAGUUAAGCCUCAUUGGAUUCGGAAAGGGUACUAUUCUUUACACUGACUUUGCUUGCA
Messenger RNA from Malus domestica (apple), 2243 nucleotides. Its product is annotated as cytochrome c biogenesis protein CCS1, chloroplastic-like. NCBI's taxonomy places the organism in Eukaryota, Viridiplantae, Streptophyta, Magnoliopsida, Rosales, Rosaceae. The record is from RefSeq and is a predicted model, not a curated record.